GGGACGCGCUUCGCUGGGAGGCGGCGGCGGCGGCGGCGGCCGGCCCGGCCAUGUCUCAGGAGACCUUCCCGGCCGCGACCCAGCAGAGCCCGGAGGCGCAGGACAAGCCCCGCAGCUUGGAGGAAAUGAUUGUUGCCAAACCAGGGAAAACACCAAUUCAGUUGUUACAUGAAUAUGGCACGAAGGCUGGUAUCACUCCUGAGUACAAGUUUGAGAAGGCUGAAGGACAAGUACAUCUUCCAAGUUUCACCUUUAAAGUCACAGUAGGUGAAAUAACGGGCACAGGUGAAGGUCAUAGCAAGAAGAUUGCAAAACACAGAGCUGCAGAAGCUGCCUUGAAUGUUUUAAAAGGAAAUGCAAGUACUGGUCUUUCAGUGCCAGAUUCCAUAGUUCCAGAUUCUCCAAAGCAACCACAAAAUCAAACCAAUCCUAUAGGUACAUUACAGGAACUGGCUGUCCAGAAGGGAUGGAGACUUCCUGAAUAUUCACUUGCGCAUGAGUCGGGGCCUCCUCACAAGCGGGAGUUUACAAUGACUUGCAGAAUAGAAACAUUUGUAGAAACUGGGACUGGGACAUCUAAGAAACUAGCAAAGCGAAAUGCUGCUGAAAAAUUUCUUGCCAAAUUCCACAGUUUCCCUCCAGAUAGCAUCAAUAUUUCAUUAGGAAAUGAAGUGGGAAAUAAUUUAGGAUGCACAUGGGAUGCCUUAAGGAACUCAGAAGAAGAAAAAAUUACCUUGCUGAAGAGAAGUCCACUCAGUAUUCCUAAUACAGACUAUGUCCAACUGCUUGGAGAAGUUGCAGAAGAACAAGGUUUUGUUAUAACAUAUUUGAAUAUAGAAGAACUGAGCGUGAAUGGACAGUACCAAUGUCUUGCUGAACUCUCAACCAAUCCAGUCACAGUUUGCCAUGGCAGAAGAGGGUGAGUCUUGUGCCAAGAUGUCCUGUGUUACGACGUGACUGUUACACAGCAAUCCGUAUAUUAAAAGCUACAGCUUUAUUGUAAGUAUUUCAGGGGAGGGAGGUUGCAUUGUAUUGAGGAGUCUAUGCAAGUGAAUUGCUUGGUUUGCUCUUCGGCUUCUGGGUGUAGGUUAUCUGGAGAGCUCAGCCACCUCCCACCCCUCCUUCCAUGUCUCUCAGCUGUGGAAUAGGGGUAUCUAUUGGAUUGGUGGGAAGGGAAAACAAGUUGCACCAUUAGCUCCCCUCUACUUCUUCCAUACUUGCCUCCUCCAGCGAGAUCAUUAAUAUUGAAAAGAAAAAGAAAAAAAACAGGAGACCAGUGAGAGAGUAUUCUGGUGGCAGUUUUAUAUGCACUCCCACAAAGACCAGCCUCUCUAUUCAGAGGGCAACCACACACAACUGAAAAUACUACUAGGUUGAGGUGUUUCCUAGUAUAAGUUUUUAUAAUGAUAAUAGAUUACAUUAAUAGAGCUGGCACUGGCAAAAUUGUGUGAAAUGGCCCUAGUAAUUUUUCCUCAAUACACCUCUACCCCAAUAUAACGCUGUCCUUGGGAGCCAAAGACUCUUACCACGUUAUAGGUGAAACCGCAUUAUAUCGAACUUGCUUUGAUCUGCUUGAGUGUGCAGCCCACCCCCCGGGAGCACUGCUUUACUGCGUUAUAUCCGAAUUCAUGUUAUACCGGGUUGCAUUAUAUCAGGGUAGAGGUGUACUUGCCUUAAUUUUGUAUGCAGUAUCUUGAAUGGCCAGAUGAGGGCACUGGCUACACAGUAUCAGUAACAGACUGUAGCAGCCACAUCAAGGGAGAGGAUUGAAACAGAUUGCUUGUUUGUAUUUAAAUUCACAAAACAUGUAAAGACUUUUUCAUUUUAAAAGCAGUUGUGUAAAUCUUCAUGCCUCUUGUAUAUGCUUAAAAAAAUUAUAAAGCAAAAUUGUUUCCAUCAGAUUAGUGUCAGGACAGUAAAAGCCCAUCUACACUAAAGAACUAAAUCAUUUACAGAUUGUUACAACUAAUCAUUUAGCUACCUAGCACCAGAUUAUUGGCUGCUGGACUAGGGUGACUUAACCAUCACAGAAAUGGGGAGGGGGAAGGGAUAGGAGAGGGAAGGAAGCCAGAGAAUGUAGUAGUACCUAAAACACAGAUGUAUCCGUAUUUAUUUUUACCAAAGUUUAAACACUCAUUUUACUUUUAAUCCCAGAUUCCAAAAGUGCUGCAUGUUCCAUGUUUCUCAAGUGCAAUUAAGACCCUUUUUCCCCUUUCAGGAACCCCAACAUUCAAGUCUUUAAAGGGAGGCAGACCCAGCCUGUAUCCAAACUUUCCUUGGUACAAUACCUUCCUUUCCAAGGGUCUAUCAUUCUCCAGUAUUCUGUUCCUUUCUGCUCCAAGGCUCCGCUGUAACCUUCUUGGGCUACUUACCAGGCUCCACACAUCCAGCUUUAAUGAAGCUAUCUUUCAAGAAGCAAAAAAAUACACACUCCCACUCUAGCUGGGUCUACCUUGUAUAAGCCACAGACCCCUCCCAUUCCCAGCAGCCUCUGAGAGGAUUAUGGUUGACUGGAUCCAGCUGGACCACCUACAGCUAGCCAGGUUUUGUUUCCUCCAUGUGACAGUUCACUCUGUCAAACUACACUAAAAUAUUUUUUAGCAGCUAGAAACCUCUAAAGGUCAAAUGUGACUUACAUAUACAUCUCAAUUAAAAUUGUGUGUUGUCAUAUUUGAAAAUAAAGGUCUGAAAAGUUACAGGUUUGAAAAUGAGAUACAACUAUUAGCAGUAUGGGAUUUACAGUAAAUAUAAAUCUAUAUAAGGGUGUAGAGUUCUAGGUACAGCAGAUCCAUAGCUGUGUAAGGAAUAAAUCAUUUAUGUGUUCAAAUUAGGGCUGUCAAGCGAUUUAAAAAAUUAAUCGUGAUUGUGUGAUUAAAAAAUUAUUAAUCGCA
This is a messenger RNA of Gopherus evgoodei (Goodes thornscrub tortoise), 2891 nucleotides long. It is a transcript of the gene PRKRA, whose product is annotated as protein activator of interferon induced protein kinase EIF2AK2. Lineage: Eukaryota; Metazoa; Chordata; Testudines; Testudinidae. The transcript is spliced from 9 exons. The record is from RefSeq and is a predicted model, not a curated record. The coding region runs from base 51 to 923 and encodes 290 amino acids.